Messenger RNA from Sinocyclocheilus rhinocerous, 2604 nucleotides. Its product is annotated as dnaJ homolog subfamily C member 3-like. Gene Ontology annotation, cellular component: endoplasmic reticulum. The record is from RefSeq and is a predicted model, not a curated record. Gene Ontology annotation, molecular function: protein-folding chaperone binding; misfolded protein binding. The transcript has 11 exons. Lineage: Eukaryota; Metazoa; Chordata; Actinopteri; Cypriniformes; Cyprinidae. Bases 89 to 1447 code for a protein of 452 amino acids. Gene Ontology annotation, biological process: protein folding in endoplasmic reticulum.
AUUGAGCAGGUGUCAUGUGUAAGUCACCUGUCUCUUUAUUCCAGGUGUGUUAGGAGCAACACCUGUUGAGAUUGAGCAUCAUCUGGAAAUGGGCCGUAAGCUGCUGGCAGCCGGACAGCUGGCUGAGGCCCUGUCUCACUAUCAUUCAGCUGUGGAGGGUGACUCUAAGAACUACCUGACAUACUACAAACGGGCCGCUGUUUUCCUGGCUAUGGGAAAGUCCAAGUCAGCUCUGCCUGACCUGUCCCAGGCCAUACAGCUCAAGCCAGACUUCCUUGCGGCCAGACUGCAGAGGGCUAAUAUUCUACUGAAACAGGGAAGUACUCAAGAGGCUAGAGAAGACUUCCAAGCAGUACUGAAGCGUUCCCCGAAUCAUGAGGAAGCACAUGAUCAGCUCCGCAAGGCCGAGGAGCUGGAGUUACUCCAGGAAGAGGCACAUGAGGCCCAUCACCGUGGAGACUACAGCACUACUGUCCAGGUGCUGGAGAAAGUCAUAGAGCUCUCUCCUUGGGAUCCAGAGUCUCGAGAACUACGAGCCGAGUGCUACAUCCGACUCGGGGAUCCACGGAAGGCCAUUAUGGACCUGACACCAGCCACACGUCUCCGUGCGGACAACCGAGCAGCCUUCCUCAAACUCAGCCAACUCCAUUACAGUUUAGGAGAUCAUCACGACUCGCUUAAUCAGGUCCGUGAGUGUCUGAAGCUGGAUCAGGAUGAUAAGGAGUGUUUCGCUCACUACAAACAGGCCAAGAAGCUCAGCAAGCAGCUGGACUCUGCAGAAGAGCUGAUCUCAGAACAGAGGUAUCAGGAGGCCACUGAGAAGUAUGAAUCUGUGAUGCGAACAGAGCCGAACGUGGCAUUCUACACUAAUAAAGCAAAGGAGAGGAUCUGCUUCUGCUUAGUCAAAAUGAAGAGUGCUGAGGAGGCCGUAGACAUUUGUUCAGAAGCCCACCAGAGAGAACCUCAGAAUAUCCACAUCCUCCGGGACCGAGCGGAGGCCUACAUCUUACUGCAGGAAUAUGAGAAAGCUGUGGAAGACUAUCAGGAGGCACGGGAGUUUGAUCAGGACAACCAGGAGAUUCGUGAAGGUCUUGACCGAGCACAGAAGCUCCUCAAGCAGUCUCACAAGAGAGACUAUUACAAGAUCCUGGGGGUCAGCAGGAGUGCCAACAAACAGGAAAUCAUAAAAGCGUAUAGAAAGCUGGCUCAGCAGUGGCAUCCUGAUAAUUUCCAGUCUGAAGCAGACAAGAAAGAGGCAGAGAAAAAGUUUAUCGAUAUCGCAUCCGCAAAGGAAGUGCUCACAGAUCCAGAAAUGCGUCAGAAAUUUGAUUCGGGCGAGGACCCUCUGGACCCUGAGAAUCAGCAGGGUGGAGGAGGCAGAGAAUGGCCCUUUGGCUUCAACCCCUUUGAGGGCGGAAACUUUCACUUCAAGUUCCACUACAACUGAUAACAGAGAGGCUGAUGCAGUAUAAACGGACAAUGAUUUGGACUAAGAAACCUGGCUAGAGAACCUGCUUUAUCCAAACUGAACUUUGGAGGAAACUUAUCAAACAGGGAGUUUUUGUUGUUGUUGUUGAGACUUGAAUCCACAGGCUGUUUUGGACUUCUCCAGGAGCAAAUUACUUGAUCGGGCAAACACUACUAGUUUGGUGUUUGAUUUCCUGUCCUUCAAUACGUAAAAAUGGAGUCUAGUUGAACUUGGAGUCUUAACUGGAGUCAUUUUGGCUCAAAAAUGUUGAUCUUUCUUUGACAUAUGUGCCAUCUUUAACAUCACUUUGUCUUGCUCAUUCUCUUUUUUCUGCUGCUUGUGUUUGUUUUCUUUGAAUAACACUCCAGAAUUUAGGGUUGUGGUUUCUUUUAGACUGUGCCAUGUACUUCUGACACCAGUAUGUCAUAUUUGCGUUCUUAAAGAUUCAGCGCUGACAUGCCGGCAGUCUUGAAAUAGAUAAAACUGUAUUGCACGCUUUUUGGCAAAGGAGGUACCUUUUCUCAUAUCUUUGUCUCAUUUUUAUUUAAUUUUUUUAACCCAACUGCAUAAAACUACCAGAUAUGAACAUGCUUUAUAACUGCUUCAAAGCCUGACACCUUUGAUCUGAUACCAGUUUGCACAAGUUUUUUUUUUUUUUUUUUUACUGAAAUCUUUGCUAAAAGUUUACGUGACAGAAUGUGUAUGAUCAUUCGACAGCUGUUGCAGAUGAUAAAUCAGAUGAAAGGCUAUGAAGCAGUCUUUAUUUGGUUGAAGUUUUUUUCUCUUAAUAUAUCAACAGGUCAAUGUCCCACAACAAAGCUUUAUGUAAACUUAAGGAGUUACCUCUGCACUUUCGAGUUGAAGGUCAACCACUUAAGAGAUCACUAGCUAUUGGGGGAAAAAAAAAGAAGCAAUAUUUGAAGAUUUAUGAAAUGUGGCAAAAGUAAUUUAAAAGGUUUGCAGGUUUUUUGGGUGUAUGCUUGUUAGUUUGUGCUGACAUGCCAAUGCAAUGACCUUACUGAUGUUAAGGACAUAGGUCUUCCUAAUGUUUUAUGCUUGUUUUUCAUUUGUUUUAAGCUAAACAAAUUCAUGAAAGUCUCCAAGAUUAUACUGUAUUUAAGAAAGAGUAUUGAAGA